Molecule: messenger RNA, 294 nt
Organism: Ilex paraguariensis (yerba mate)
Lineage: Eukaryota; Viridiplantae; Streptophyta; Magnoliopsida; Aquifoliales; Aquifoliaceae
Source: the annotation of a GenBank genome assembly
AUGUGCAUUUUGCGUGGGAGAUACUUCUCAUUCCGAUAUUGGGGAGAUUCAUUUGGUGCUCAAGCUGGUGAAGUAACAAUUGAAAGCCAUGAAUGGCAUUGCCAAAAUGNUUUUAAUAUUAUGACUGACCUGCGUUUCCAGAGCCAUGCAGUGCUGGCACUGCAAGAGGCUGCUGAGGCAUACCUUGUGGGAUUGUUUGAAGACACCAACCUUUGUGCAAUUCAUGCAAAGCGUGUGACCAUCAUGCCCAAGGACAUCCAGCUGGCUAGGAGGAUCAGGGGCGAGCGUGCUUAA